UCAUUCCAAUGAAAACCAAUCAAAUUAAUUAAUGAUGGGGUCAUUUUCCAUUGCUUCAAAGGGUGUGAUUGUGGGUAUGUUUGUGAUUGUUCUUGUGGUUUGGGAAGUUGGGGCAGCCGGGGAAUGUGGGAAGACGCCCAUAGAAUCGGCGGCGAUGGGGCUGACGCCGUGCCUGGGGGCGGUGAGGGAUGUAAAAGCAAAGGUUACGGGGGCGUGCUGCAGCAAAGUGGGGGCGAUGUUUAAUAGUUCGCCAAAAUGCCUUUGCGCCAUUCUUUUAUCGCCGUUGGCUAAGCAAGCGGGAAUAAAUCCGGGCAUUGCUAUUACAAUCCCUAAACGUUGUAAUAUUCGAAACCGUCCCAAAGGAAAGAAGUGUGGGAAGUACACUCUCCCUUGAGAACUAAAAUCUAGCAGACCACAGCAAUAUAUGGAGAAAAGUUAUUGUGUCAUCAAAAUAAUUAUGCCACAUUGAUGUAUAUCAUGUGCCCUAAUGUCUAAUUAUAUAUUUGAGUAUUUUUCAUUUUUACAACAUGUUAAUGUUUGUGGGACGUACAUUUGUUACUAUGGGUAUAGUAUAAUAAUGGGUCCUUCAUUUUCUUUUUUGUAAUGAAAGAAACUAUAAUAAAUAAGAAAAUUAUCCUUUAGUAUAUA
Molecule: messenger RNA, 648 nt
Organism: Cucumis sativus (cucumber)
Lineage: Eukaryota; Viridiplantae; Streptophyta; Magnoliopsida; Cucurbitales; Cucurbitaceae
Product: protein YLS3
Exons: 2
Coding region: 32-394 (120 amino acids)
Biological process (GO): systemic acquired resistance
Molecular function (GO): fatty acid binding
Source: RefSeq, a predicted model, not a curated record